AUGCAACCCGUCGUUGGGAAGAUCGCUGAAAUCAAGGGGUCCCAGGUAGAUCCUCGCUUUGAACCAUGUGAUUUGCUUCUCCAGGCUAGAAUACCCUGCAAAAUCUGGGGGGAAGAUGUCCUCUCUUUCUAUGGUGUUCCGACCGUGGUCUUCGAUCUCUUCAUCCUUGUGUCCAACCCAAAUGAGGCUUCGCAAAGUUUGAUCAACCAAGGUUAUAGCCUUAGCACGCCAAACCCGCGCUUUGCACACAUACCCGAGCUGAGUCAUCGAGUGUCUCGUCUAGUUCCCUCAGUUCUAGCCGAUAAGACUACGCGAACAUCGUCCCUAUCCUCUUCGGAUGGAUUGGGGCUUGUGGAGGCCGAUGAUACCGUGCUCACUGGUGUGGUUCUCCUUUCGGCGUCAGACUGGAAUUAUCCACUUCCAGAUUCCGUUACCGGGCUUCAAGAACUUGUACCAUCUCUUCAUGAAUAUUUUGAUUGCAUUGUUGAGAAGUGGAUGGAUCUGCCAAAGGACAGCGACGACUUACGAGACCACCUCGCGAUUCACAUUGGUUACCAUUCACUUUACCUUGACGAGGUUUGGACUGAGGAUUUUGAGAAGCAAGUUCGCAAAGAACAUCGGCAAUUCUUAUUCGACCUCUUGGCAGAUGGAGCUGCUGGUCGCGUAGAUUUACUCCAUAGUGAAUGCCAGGUAUAUCAUCGAGAUAUUAAGGGCCGUAUAUUGGAAGGAAAUCACGAGCCAGUCAUACAUGACAAGUUUGUCCGUGAACGAGUUGGUCCAGUUAAUGUUGGGAGUCGCUUCGAGUUGACUGUUCCGUAA
Molecule: messenger RNA, 819 nt
Organism: Penicillium cinerascens
Lineage: Eukaryota; Fungi; Ascomycota; Eurotiomycetes; Eurotiales; Aspergillaceae
Exons: 1
Coding region: 1-819 (272 amino acids)
Source: RefSeq, a predicted model, not a curated record